Messenger RNA from Coregonus clupeaformis (lake whitefish), 2006 nucleotides. Its product is annotated as forkhead box protein H1. Gene Ontology annotation, biological process: regulation of DNA-templated transcription. The transcript is spliced from 4 exons. Bases 251 to 1783 code for a protein of 510 amino acids. Lineage: Eukaryota; Metazoa; Chordata; Actinopteri; Salmoniformes; Salmonidae. Gene Ontology annotation, molecular function: sequence-specific DNA binding; DNA-binding transcription factor activity. The record is from RefSeq and is a predicted model, not a curated record.
ACAUUGUAGCAAUUAGACCGUGUACCAGCCGGUUUCAACCUGGUGAGGACAGCAUGAAUGCACGACGGUCUCCUGUACCUUUUCGAUAUAAUCUUCACUCCAAUAUCUGAUUUGAAACAUUUGACUGCCGAUUUCUACACGAGGCAGCCAGCCAGCGGCCUGGAGCCAGCAGUCUGCCAGAGGUUAAGGGCCGACUCCCUCCCCCUCCAAUCGACCCCGUGCAGCCCGAUCUGCCCCCAGGUUGAUCAGCAUGACAAAACACUGGGGGGGUCAGAGCCUGCUGGCAGCACCCGCUCUCUCCUACCUGCGCUCUCCUAGCCUGGGAGGCCACCACGACCAUCAACUUGACUUCCAGAUCCAUCCUCUGAGCAACACAGCACGGAGCUCUCCAGCCCAACACUGGCCCUACUGCCCAAUCCAGGCGCCAGUCCGACAGCCUCCACGGCUCGAGAAGCCUUCCCCUUACCAAUUCAGCCUGGCCUCAGCCCCCAUGGAUAAAGCGACGCCGCUAGACCACAACGGAGGGCCCGGGUCAUCCUACCCUCCGCCGCCCAAGCUCAACAAAGAUGGGCCGUUCAAGGAGGAAUCUUGGGACGAGGAGAAAAAAGCCAACGGUGGAAAGAAAAAAAACUAUCAGCGCUACCCCAAACCACCCUACUCGUACCUCGCAAUGAUUGCCAUGGUCGUCCAAAACUCUCCAGAGAAGAAGCUUACGUUGUCUGAGAUUCUGAAGGACAUCAGUGCACUUUUCCCUUUUUUCAAAGGGAACUACAAGGGCUGGCGGGACUCAGUGCGACACAACCUUUCUUCCUAUGACUGCUUUGUUAAGGUACUGAAGGAUCCUGGGAAGCCUCAGGGGAAGGGCAACUUCUGGGCCGUGGAGGAGAGCCGGGUGCCCCUGGAGCUCCUCAAGAGGCAGAACACUGCCGUGUCGCGCCAGGAUGAGACCAUCUUCGCCCAGGACCUUGCCCCUUACAUCCUGCAUGGGCACGAACAUAAGCCAGACGCAGAGCCCCCGGCCCCACCACCACCAGUCACUGUUCAACCCCCAGGCCCCCCUGUCACUGCUCUACCCCCCUUGCCCACCAGACAACUCUCCCCCCUUCAGGAGGAGCUGUACCGGCCCAAGCUGGACUCGUCCUUUGCCAUUGACUCCAUCCUCCACAGCCUGAGGCCGGCCAGCACUGCAGGAGAGCCUGACAGGGACAGGGACUGCUGGGGGGUGGAGCCCCACACUCGUCCCUCCCCUCCUCCACACCCUCGCUACUCCUCCACCAUCCGCAGCACCUCAGCCAGCUCCGCCUCCUCCUCCUCCGAUGAGGACUGGAGGGGCGCGUCGCAGGGAGGGAAGCGGGUGCCCGAGGGCGAGGCGGGAUCAGAUGGCUACGAGGACUGCAGACCCCCUCCACACAAGUCUGCCCGCAGAGUCUCCGCCCCUCCCUGGGAGCUGCCCACCUCGUAUGCCAAGUACACACCGCCCAACGCCGUGGCCCCGCCCAGCAUGCGUUUUAAUGGGGGCCCUCUGAUUCCACUAGGGAUGCCUCUAUAUGGCUACGGGGGGUCUCCUGUCACAUCCAGCCAUUUUGUAGGUCAUGCCUACUGGCCCCUCUUACCCAGCGGACGCCCUCCCCUCAUUAUGGACCUGGACAGUAUGCUCCAGUCAGUACCGCCCAAUAAGAGUGUGUUUGACGCGCUGGGUCCGGCCAAUCAGUCGUCUCACCAGCCUGCUGGUCAGUAUACCCUGCAGAGUGGACCCCCUCUCAGGCGUCAUCCCCAUUAUUGACUAUGACUCUGUCAAAUCAAACCAGCACCAAAUAUAUUGUAAGUGCAAUGCAAGGAUACUACUGACCUAUUCGUACACAUUUAACUCAUGGACAGAAAUGUGUCCACCAUAUCAAUCUGUCAUUUCUAAUUGACAGGUCAUAGUAUUAAAUGUUUACAGAAGACAAUUGUCAAUUCAAAUGUACUACUAACAUCUAACUCAAAUAAAUAACCACUAAUAUCUA